UUCCCUUGCAAAAACCCUAACAGCCAAAACCCCCCAAUUUCUUCGUCUUCUUCUCCUUCUUCGUUGCACGGGUACAGUGCGUAGUGAGCAGUGAAAUUAAGAAUGGGGAGAAAGAGAAAGGCGAGCGAAAGCGAAGCAGAAGAAGCGUUCGAAAAGGAGAAGGAGAACGAAGAAUACAGAAAUAAGCAGCAACAGCAGAAAAAGAAUGCGGGGGAGAUAGUGCCGUCAAUGAUAAGGAACAAGGAGAGGAGGUCGGAGGUGCACGCCAAGCUCAAGCACCAGAAGAAGGUCGAGAAGCGCAAGAAGAUCCAGGCUCGCGACGCCGCAGAGAAGCGCGCUCUCGAGCUCGGCGAGGAGCCUCAGCCAAGGAGUGUUCCUCGUACGAUUGAGAACACCAGGGAAUUAGAUGAGACUGUGUGCAAGCCGGAUGAUGAAGAGCUGUUUGCUGGAAAUGAUGCCGAUGAAUUCAGUGUAGUUUUAAAGCGUGAGGGUACUGCAAAAGUUUUAAUUACCACUGCCCGAUUCAAUUCUACUAGGGGACCUGCUUUUAUAUCAGAACUACUUUCUGUGAUCCCAAAUGCACAUUACUACAAGAGAGGAACCUAUGACUUGAAAAAGAUUGUAGAGUAUGCUAAGAACAAGGACUUCACUUCUAUCGUAGUUGUUCACACCAAUCGCAGGGAACCAGAUGCUCUCCUAAUAAUGGGGGUACCUGAUGGACCUACUGCUCAUUUCAAGCUUUCAAAGCUUGUUUUGCGCAAGGAUAUUAAGAAUCAUGGAAAUCCAACCAGUCACAAGCCCGAGCUUGUGCUGACUAACUUCACAACACGCCUAGGUCAUCGUAUUGGAAGAUUAAUACAGUCACUUUUCCCACAAGAUCCAAAUUUCCGUGGGCGGAGAGUUGUCACAUUCCACAAUCAGCGAGAUUUUAUAUUCUUCCGGCAUCACCGGUACAUUUUUGAAAGCAAAGAAAGUAAGGAGACUAACUCAGAAGGUAAAAAGGCCAAGGAUGCCAAGUUAGCGAAAGCUCCUCAGGAGAAAGUAGUUGCCCGCCUUCAGGAAUGUGGCCCUAGGUUCACACUGAAGUUGAUCAGUCUGCAGCAUGGAACAUUUGAUACUAAAGGCGGGGAAUAUGAGUGGGUUCAUAAGCCGGAAAUGGACACAAGCCGAAGGAGGUUUUUCUUGUAACUUGCUUUGGAAUAUUGCUCUCAACUGCCUUUUUGGUGGAGUAUAAGCAUCUUCUGGUGAAGAGGGUUGGUACCCGGGGAGAAGAUGUUGAAAUUAAUCCCAAUUGUCUCCCUCAAUAUGAUGGACCAUUUGAGUUAUAGGGUUGGGUUUUUUUUUUUUUUUUUUUUUAAAUAUAUUUUGUGAUGCUUGAUGCAUUUUAAUGAUCAGUUUUGGCCAUUUUGUAUUCGAUAGUCGAAAAAAGACUAUUUUACAUUUGAACAUUAUUGUUUUCCUCAUUAUUCUCCCAUUAAAGGAAAAUAUGUCUCUUCU
Molecule: messenger RNA, 1497 nt
Organism: Corylus avellana
Lineage: Eukaryota; Viridiplantae; Streptophyta; Magnoliopsida; Fagales; Betulaceae
Gene: MEE49
Product: Ribosomal RNA processing Brix domain protein
Biological process (GO): maturation of LSU-rRNA; maturation of 5.8S rRNA
Cellular component (GO): nucleolus; preribosome, large subunit precursor
Molecular function (GO): rRNA primary transcript binding
Source: RefSeq, a predicted model, not a curated record